Ostrinia furnacalis (Asian corn borer) is the source of this 7220-nucleotide messenger RNA. RefSeq names its product MyTH4 and RhoGAP_KIAA1688 domain-containing protein RhoGAP93B (gene RhoGAP93B). Gene Ontology annotation, biological process: signal transduction. The transcript is spliced from 24 exons. Bases 153 to 3434 code for a protein of 1093 amino acids. The record is from RefSeq and is a predicted model, not a curated record. Gene Ontology annotation, molecular function: GTPase activator activity; protein binding. Gene Ontology annotation, cellular component: cytoplasm; cytoskeleton. Lineage: Eukaryota; Metazoa; Arthropoda; Insecta; Lepidoptera; Crambidae.
UGCGAGUUUCGACCUCAGCCGUAUCCGUCAUCCCGUCAUGAAGUAAACAUUCAACAUGGAUGCUAUCCGAUUAAUUUCAUCCGCAUUUUAGGUCAAAUAGAUUGUUUACGAUGUGCGAUUAGGUUUGCAAGAAUAGCUAAUAUUUCCCGAAAAUGUCUUCGGAAAGGGUAGAAUGGGUGGAGAUUAUCGAGCCCAAAACAAAGGAGCAUAUGUAUGCUAACCUAACCACAGGAGAGUGCGUUUGGGAUCCGCCAGAGGGAGUAAAAGUGAAACGAACAGACUCUUCACAAUGGUGGGAACUUUUUGAUAUUAACACACAUAGGUUUUACUAUUACAAUGCUUCCACACAGACCACUGUAUGGCACAGGCCUACUGAUUGUGACAUCAUACCGCUAGCUAAAUUGCAAACGUUGAAACAAAACACGGACCCUCAAAAGAGACGAGAGACAUCGACUCAGACGAAUCAAGCUGUUCCACAGGUAUCAACAUCGAUCGACCCUGUAAGCAGCAAUGGCAACAGCACGGUGGCUAGCGCCAGCAAACUGUCACCGAGCAACGCUAAGGGAGUCACCGUCUCUCAGACCAGUCCAGUGCGAACCAGGAAAUACAUACAUCAUCAUAGAAAUAGUGGGGAAUCCAGACGCGGGAGGCUGAGUGAAGACGGAACGACUGCGCUGUGUCGACACACCGACUCCGGGCGGUCUUCUGACAGCAGCAUCAGCAGUGCACAGCAGAGGAGGAAACAGGAGCUGAAUGCAGCGCCGUGCAACCCUCCCGUUUGUACCCCGCAAGUCAGGAAGAGGGGCAGCGCGGUGCCGGCCCAUGAACCCGACAAGUGGUCGCCGCAUUCAGGGUUAAACCGCAGCGGCAGUUUCAUAUCACCCAGAAAGGACGCAUCUGACGAUUCGAUGCACGAAAAGUAUUUCAAAUCGGUCGAGAGCACCCCGCUAACGAGGCGCAAGUUAAAACAGCAGUCCGCCGGCGGGUCGUCGUGCGAGUCCGCGUCGCCGCAAAGCCCGAGCAGCCCGCUUCAGAAGCCGCAGCCCCAACCUUUCUUGCAGGCGACAGCUACGCGACCUUCCUUGGUGUCGUCGAUCUCGUUGGCGGCUGAGGCGGGCGGCGCGCGCGUCAUGCACAGCCUGGAGCGCCCGCACCAGCUGUCCAGGCACGCGCGGGAGCGCUACUCGGACAGGCAUUUAGAUAAGGAUCGACUAGCCGAAUUGGAGCGCAUGGACCGAUAUCCUGAGAAGCAAGCGGUGUACAGCGUGGAUAAGCCCUUCCGCCAAACUAGCUUGGAUCUGCGGCACAACGCGUCGUCCAACUGGCACCCGCCGAGGGAAUUCACUAGAAGGCAGCAAGCGGAGCCCGAACGCUACACGUCCAGCAAAACGUCACUAUCGUCCGGCAGCAGCAAGCACCGGACGCCGCCGCAUGAGCCGCACCACAACUUCAUGCGGCUGUCCUCCGCCAACGAGCAGGAUAGCGUCGCUGCCGUUAACUACAAGAUGAAAUGCGUGAAUUUGGAGCCGCCGCUUACGGAGCCCAACGUUCAGAAGCACAAUCAGAGACUAGACAGGACUUCCACUCCCAAGGACCGCACCAAGUCGAGACGUCACAAAAAGCCGGUGGAGAUGGAAGACCCGGCGGUGGACGGCGAGGAAGACGACGAGGACGGUGGCGGCUCGCCUCUGUACUGCAACUGGGACCUGCGAGGCAUGCAGCACUUGCUGCCUCUACAGGACUAUAUCAUACAGCAGGCCAAGCUGUCCAGUCGUAGUCGAUACGGCGGCGAAUCAGGCUCUGACAACGAAUCCGGCUCCUCUCGGUCCCGCUCCGGGUCCGAAUCUCGCUCGUUAUCCGGACACGAGCCGGACAACGAGUCCUCGGACGGCGGCGCCCGGACGCCGGACGAUGACGACGGCUCUGGAGUAUACUUGCCACAUUCGUACGCUCAUCGGCCGGCUGACGUGGAGUAUAUGAACCAUGGAGUCUCGUACUAUAACACGUUCGUCGGCUUCGAUCGGCAGCCCUCGCCUGGGAUACAUAGAACGUCAUCUCUCGGCGGCGGCGCAAGCGCCAGCGCGACAGCCGGCGCAAGCGCAGCGGCGGGAGCGACAGCGGGCGCGGGAGCGGCAGCGGCAGCGGGAGCGUUGUACAGUCCAGUGCGGUCUCAUGCGCACGCGCACUUCGUCAGGCCCCCCCCAGAACAAGAUAUAGAGAUAUUCGCCAAGGAUAAUCUGAAUUUCAAUAAGGGAAUCUUUAGGAGAAAGGCUUCAGUCCGAGACAUGCUAUCGUGGACCUCGUCAUCGAUAAGUGCACCAAUGGUCGGCGCCGACUGGGACAAGGCGCACAAAAAGGCUGCGAUAGACUUGUUCCGACUCGUCCAGAUAUACAUGGGCGACAGAAAAGCUCGCCCCGGGAUGACCUUGAACUCCGUAGCACAGGACAUCUUGCACGCGACGUUUGCUAAUGAGAAGCUACGAGACGAGCUCUACGUGCAGCUAUGCAGGCAGACGACCGAGAAUCCCUUACGAGAUUCUUUACUCCGAGGCUGGGAGUUGCUAGCGGUUUGCCUGGCGUUCGUCCCGCCAUCGCCUGCCUUUCAACCGGCUCUCAACAACUAUGUGAACCGACACAGAGACCCGGCGUUUGCUGAUGCCUUCCCUGAGUCUUUUUUCAAGGUUGGAAAGUGGCCAAUUCAUGUGCAAGUGUCUCACUAUGCGGGCGUGGCGUGCAAACGGCUGGAGAGGAUCGGAUUCGGCGGCAAGAAGCAACCCAGGAAACCUUCCACCGAAGAUAUAGACCAGGCUAGGAUUCAAAUCUUCCGGCAAUCGAUGUUUGGAAACACCCUGAGCGAGGUGAUGGCGUUACAAAAGGAACGGUUCCCGAACCGGCAGCUGCCGUGGGUGCAGGUGGCGCUGUCGCAGCAGGUGCUAGCGUUGAAUGGCCGCGAGACUGAGGGCAUUUUCCGCGUGUCGGCUGAUGUGGAUGAGGUCAACGCGCUCAAAGCGAAGAUCGACAGCUGGGAGCUGCCUGAUGCUUCAACGUUGACAGAUGCGCACGCGCCGGCCAGCCUGCUGAAACUCUGGUACCGCGAGCUAUACGAGCCUUUGAUUCCGGACGCUUUGUACGCGGCGUGCGUGGCGGCCGGCGGCGACGUGCAAGCCUGCAGUCGCGCGUUGCAACGCCUGCCGCCGCUGAACCGCCUGGUACUAACGUAUUUAAUAAGCUUCCUGCAGCAGUUCACCGCGCCCGAAGUGGUGAGUCAAACCAAAAUGGACUCGGCCAACUUGGCGAUGGUGUUCGCGCCAAACUGCCUCCGCUGCACCUCCCAAGACCCGAGGGUCAUCCUCGAGAACGCUCGUAAGGAGAUGACCUUUCUAAAGACCCUCAUCUCCAACCUCGAUACCUCUCAUGUCAGAGAUCUUGUUUGACCGUUGAAUCUCAGCUAUUGCAACAACAACGUCGCAGAAAGGCUGACUGAGUUCUAGCAAGCCCACGCUUAAUUUAGAGUCCCUCGUCGACAAACAAAGUCGUAUCGAAACGCGAAUUUACACUCGCUUUGCUUCAAAGCGGGCAUUAAAGGCGAGAUACCUUUCUAUAGAAAACGGUCACAUGUCGCUCUCUGCCUACAAAAAAAUCUAGUCUCGUUUCCAUUAAGUUUUCUAUGGAGAACGAAUUCGGCGGGCGCGACGUGCGACCCCUUUCUCACACACCCUCAAAUUAAAAUUGACAUUCUUGUAUAUUUUUUGUAUUUUUGUAAGCUAUAUGAUAAUUUUAUUUGGUUGUAUCCAAAGAUAUUUAAAGAGAUGUGAUUUUAAUUAUUAUAAACUUGAGCUUUACAAAAGUGUACGUGCAAUGUGUUUCGGCGGUAUAUGUUAUUUGGAUGAUUGCGUGUUUGUUAUUAUUAGUUACUGUGUAAGAGUGGUUUAAUUUAGCAGAUGAUAUUAUUUUUUCAUAAGUGAAUGGACGCGAUACGUACUUCCACGACACUUCAUUCCUUUAUAUUGAUCGAUCAGGUAUAUUAUUUUUAUACUCUGCUUUUGUUUAAGGAAUAAUGUGUUAGGUCACAAUAUAGGUUUGCAUUUAAGUUAAUGACAUUUGAGAUGGCUGCGAAGGAGUGUAGUGACAGUUGGACAGUUCGCAGUAGUACCUCAUAAGGAACUGCGAUUUAUUCUGUAUUUGAAGGAACUAAUACGGUUUUUCGAACUCGUUCUUUAGUCUUUUUUACAGGACAGGAAAAAAUGUUAAAAAAUCAGUAGGUCUUUCAAAACACUGUUGCCAAGAGCAUCUACUGCGAAUAAUUGAGAAAAUAAAGCUUGUAAAGUCGUUGCUAGAUUAUGACAAGUAUAUUUACAAUGUCGGUAGGAUCUGGUUUAAAAUGUGAAAUAAGAAUCUAAAUAAAAAAUCUCGUAAAGUCAGAACUAGUUCAUGAAAAAUAUAUGCUGAUUAGUAAAGUAAAUUUAAAUCUUCCAUAAUGUUAUAUGUUUACGUUGUGAACAGAAUUAGUUGUUAGAGGUACUAUCAUUCCGUGUUCAGACGUUCACAAUAACUUUUCAAACUAUACUUGAUCGUUGGGAUCAAAACUAUAUCGGCAGCGUCUUUGCUUGAUAUUUGGAAUUUUGCCUGGUUUUUAACCUAUUUUAUCUGGAGUAUACUGAAUAGAUUAGGUGAAAAUAUUGCCAUUUUAUAUUGACUGUAGCUAUUGACGUCAUUGUAUUAGGUGAUUACCUAUAAAACUGCCGUUUUGUAUAGAUAAUAUAAUUGGAACGAGACCCAAUUAUUAGCACAAACAUUAAUGCGUUUAGCAUGACUAAUCCAAAUUUUAUUAAAUGUUGUGUAUGAGAUAACAAAUUUAAUUACACGGGUGUUCACAGUGAACUAAUUUCCAAAAAAAUACGGUAAUUUUAUAGAUAAGCACUCGUCUAUAAAUAGAUAAAAUGCAUUAUCAAAAUUAAUUUUAAAUUGCUAAACGGCUUAUGAAAGAAUUUACGAAGGCAGCUUUUAAGUCGAAUGAAAGUCGAGCCAUUAAAUCGAGGGAAUUAAAGUUGCCAUUAUUGAUAAAAUUACCCUUUCGAUCGUCGAUUAAGAUUAACGUUUUAUUGUCUAUCAAGUUAAGUGCUAUUAGUAGGUUAAUCUAUUGUUCUAUCACAAACUAUCGUGCUAUACAUUUUUUGAGUUAAUAUACGACGUUGGUUUACGAAAUUGUAAAGGUAUCGUGCUACGAAACGUUCAUGGAAUUAAAGCAAAUGACACACGAGUUUGUUUUAUGAUCAAGUGAAAUUAGGGAUUUUAUAUACGUGUAUGCUAAUGGUGACGCCAAACAUGUAUUUACUAACAACUCCUUUGAAGCGUUCCAAUAGGAUAUCCUAUUUCCAAAGACACGUGCGUACGCGCAGCCUUGAUGGUAUCUAAUAACGAAUCUAUGUACGCUUCUCGCCUCCUACAUUUAGGUCCUUAUUCUGAAAUGACUCAAAACUAGAUUCGAACUCAAGAAAAGAUCUGCUCCUGUGACUGGUUUCAAUAUUAAGACUAUUUUCUUGAGAGUGUAGAUUGAUAUUUGAGUGUCAUCUAUGACUAAGAUAGACAAGUUACAUUAUUUCAGUUCGCACAAAAUAUCACACUAGUUGCAAUAUGCAAUUCACUACGACGGCCUUCAAAAACAAAUCCUUCACUCUAAUAAAACAUAUUUUAACUUGAAUUAUAUCACUAAAGUUACUAUUAUAGAAUAGGUAAAAUAAACAGCUUUAAAAGUUAGACAAGCUUUGAAUCGAGAUCUAGUGAAAUAAAAUAUUUAAAGUAAAUUCUAUCGGCACGUUCACGAUUUGUUGCUACGUUAUAAACACGUGAAACAAUAUUGAAGUUGCUAAAAUAGUGAGUAAAUGAACAUAGUUACUGUCAUAGUCAUUGUUGGACGCUGUGUGAUGCAGCAUUUGGCUACUUGACACCAGCAAUCAAUUGACAAAAUUAUUCAGCCACAGGUUUUGUAUAGCGAUAGUCGGUUGUUCGUUAACUCAAUUUAAAAUUUUACAGUAAUUGUAAAGUAUUUCGAGUUCUAAUAAAAUGUGUAAGUUGUGUUUAGGAAUGAUUGAAUGGUGUCAACUACCCAUUUGUAUGAUAUGUAUGAUAACGAUAUUUGCCUAUUUGUUUGUAAUAAUUACCAAUAAUAAAUGCCAAUAUGAAUGAAUAUUUAUAAUGAAGACGACAGCCUCUCGUGUAGAGUUAGUGAAAUGUUUUUCGUUAGACUCUUAAUUCCAUGCUCUGCUGUGAAAGAAAAAGCAAUAUUUUUAAAGAUGAAUGUAUAUUACCCUGCUUUAUCUCAGACCACGUUAAUCGUUAUCAAUGAAUCGACCACCAGUAGGCCGAGGAUGUGCGCCACGAUAAACUUUUAUCGAGGCAUUUUAUCGAUUUUACGCGAUAAGCCCAUACAUUUGUCGUCUAGAAUCAUCGAUAAGAUUUUAUCAUGGCGCGCAUCCUAGCCCGGCUGGAUAUGUAUAUAGUUUGCUACAUGUGAUAUGCAGAGUUUAGUAUAUUUUGACUAUAUCACGUAAUAAACAUAUUCUGAUUAUAUCUUGAAAUAUACCUAUUCCCACGUAAUAUUUUAAUCCCCUUUUCCUAUUAUAUAACAUCUCACUAGCCUAUCGUGUCUCAAGUAUUCAGUGUAAUUUUAUUUACUGCCUAAAUUGUCACAAAACAGUUUUGUCUGUAUUUCAAUAGUAAUAUAAAAUAAUUAAUGUAUUCCUAGCAUUUGCGUAUAGCUGAUUGCAUGUUUCCUAAUAGAGUUUAUUUUGAAUAAAUGGUGCAUUAUUAAUUAUAUUGUAUAAGCAGUAAUUUGAAAUAGUAUGCAUAAUUUUAAAAUAAGAUUUGUGAGACCUUUCUUUCUAAAUAAAGCUUCCGUUAAUGAAUGUUUUGGGUGUUGGGGUGGCUUACACCUUGUGAACUCGCAACUUAGUGUGAUCUAAUAAAACGUUUUGUCUAUGGUGCAAAAUGUGGCGAAAAAAGCUUUUGCGGUCUAUGGUGUGAGUCGCCUCAUAUCCCGUAGUAGUAGUGUGGUAAUGAUAUGAUUUAAUUAUUACUUCUGACUUUAUUUGAUAUUCGCACUUUAUUGCAUUAAUUUAAUUUGAAUUUGAAUUUUGUGUUCAGAGUAAACAGGAAUUAUUAUUUAUUCAAUGUUCCCAUUUGGUACAGUCAACGACAAACAAGUCAACAAAAGAUGACAA